GCACAACGCCAACUGGAAAACCUCGGCCUGAUUGCCGCUCGCCCGCGAUCCGGUUACUACAUCUUGUCGCAUCCUUGGCAGAAACCGGCACUGCCCGCCGCUUCGCAGCCAGACCUCAAACCCACCCCGGUCACGGGGCAAGAACUGGUAUUGCAACUCGCACAAAUCACCAGCCAACCCGGUUUUGUGCAAUUCGGUGCAGCCGUACCCGACGAAUCCUUUCUGCCGAUGCGAGCCUUUCAGCGCAGUUUAGGUAAAACCGUGCGUCACUACGGCAAACGUGCCGCCAAUUACGCCUUCCCUCCCGGAUUGCCCGAACUACAACACCAGAUUGCACGGCGAAUGCAUUUAUGCGGCAGCCCCGUCGACCCCAGCCGCAUUCUCAUCAGCAACGGCUGUCAGGAAGCGCUUUCCCUCGCGCUGCAAACCGUUGCCAGCCCCGGCGACAUUAUUGCUAUCGAAUCCCCGACCUUCUAUGGCUUGCUACAAGUGAUUGAAUCGCUAGGCAUGAAAGCAUUGGAAAUCCCCACCGACCCACAAUCGGGCAUCAGCCUGCCAGACCUCGAACUCGCAUUGGCACAAUGGCCGGUGAAAGCUUGCGUGCUCAUUCCCAACUUCAGCAACCCGCUCGGUAGCUUGAUGCCGGUAGCGCACAAGCAGCAAUUAGUCGCCCUCGCCCACCGCCACGACAUCGUGUUGAUCGAAGACGAUAUUUACGGCGAUCUGGCUUUCAAUGGAGAACGUCCGCCCAACUUGCUCAGUUUCGAGACGAAUACUCGGCAUGGCAAU
Darwinula stevensoni is the source of this 789-nucleotide messenger RNA. The record is from the annotation of a GenBank genome assembly. NCBI's taxonomy places the organism in Eukaryota, Metazoa, Arthropoda, Ostracoda, Podocopida, Darwinulidae.